AUGAGUGACAGCGAGGCAGGAGCAGCAGCAGCAGCAGCAGGGAUGGCUCACAGCUUCACUCAGGAGUAUUUUCAGAUCCCUGUGGUGACCCGAGCGUACACGACCGCCUGCGUCCUCACCACCGCUGCUGUGCAACUUGAGUUUAUCAGCCCGUUUCAGCUCUACUUCAACCCAGAGCUCAUCAUCAGGAGAUACCAGCUAUGGCGCCUGAUAACCAGCUUCCUGUUCUUCGGUUCUCUUGGAUUCAGUUUCGUGUUCAACAUCAUUUUUCUCUAUCGGUACUGCCGGAUGCUGGAGGAAGGCUGUUUCCGGGGCAGGACGGCGGACUUUGUUUUCAUGUUCCUGUUUGGAGGAAUCGUGAUCACUCUCUUCGGUCUGUUCGUCAACAUCUUCUUCCUGGGUCAGGCCUUCAUCAUCAUGCUGGUGUACGUGUGGAGUAGAAGACAUCCGCUCAUACGCAUGAACUUCUUCGGCCUCCUGAACUUUCAGGCCCCGUUUCUGCCCUGGGUGCUGAUGGGAUUUUCGCUGCUGCUCGGAAACUCCAUCGUGGUCGACCUGCUCGGUAUCAGUGUUGGACACAUGUACUAUUUCCUGGAAGACGUGUUUCCAAACCAGCCGGGAGGACGGAAGCUGCUGAUGACACCAGAACUUCUACGAGCCAUGUUUGAUCGGCCAGAGGACCCAGACUACCGUCCCCUCCUGGAGGAGGAGGAGCAGGGUGGAGAUCUGCAGCCGAACGAGGAGCAACAGAACUACGAGCCCAGAGAGCUGUGAAAACUCCGCCAGUCAGACCGAGACAGGACUGUAAAGAUGCAGGGACUGAAUAUUUAGCUUUGUGCAGCAUAACAGCA
Messenger RNA from Archocentrus centrarchus (flier cichlid), 851 nucleotides. RefSeq names its product derlin-2-like. Lineage: Eukaryota; Metazoa; Chordata; Actinopteri; Cichliformes; Cichlidae. The coding region runs from base 1 to 774 and encodes 257 amino acids. The transcript is spliced from 7 exons. The record is from RefSeq and is a predicted model, not a curated record.